AUGAGUCUAUUGGAUUCUAUAAAAUCAAAGAAAAAAAUAUUAAAAAAAACUGAUACUAUAGUGACUCAACUUGAUGGGAAGGUCUAUAAGGAAACUAAGAACAAUCUUGAAAUAAUAGGCUCAGCAAGUGGAUUUGUAAUUGAUACCAAGCCUGACAAAAUCCCUGCAAAAAUUGUUGACAAUUUAUAUUUAGGUUCACAAGAUUGUUGUGACAUUGAAGUUUUAAAAACCUUCAAUAUUAAAUCCGUUUUAAGUAUAGGCAUAAACGCCCCUGAAAAAUAUCCUAAUAUAAUGUACAAAUUUGUCGAUUGUCUGGACUUACCAGAAACUAACAUUGAUAAUAUAUUAUCAGAAAGUGUACCCUUUAUUCAAAGUUCUAUUGACAAUAACAAAAAUAUAUUGGUUCAUUGUAACGCUGGGGUGAGUAGAUCAACUUCAGUUAUUAUUGGUUUUCUAAUUUUAAACAAGGGCUACACUUAUUCUGAAUCUUAUGACAUCUGCAAAACUGCUCGAGGUUGCAUAAAACCAAAUGAGGGGUUUGAAAAACAAUUAAAAUUAUUACGUAAUUAG
Psylliodes chrysocephalus is the source of this 570-nucleotide messenger RNA. Lineage: Eukaryota; Metazoa; Arthropoda; Insecta; Coleoptera; Chrysomelidae. The record is from the annotation of a GenBank genome assembly.